CUCACACCUCAACAACACCACCACCACCACCACCAUGAGCGACAUUAUCCGCUUCACCAACGGCUACCUCGCCCAGGCAGACGGCACUGCGCUCAAGGCCGACCUGUACAUCUCGCGCAGCACCGGCAAGAUCAUCUCGGGCCAGCAGUCGUACUACACCACCGAGCUCGCGCCCGCGCGCACCAUCGACCUGCAGGGCGGCCUGCUCAGCCCCGGCCUGAUCGAUGUGCAGAUCAACGGCGCGUACGGCGUCGACUUUUCCGAGCUCGAGGACGGCGACGCCGGCGAGGCGGCUUUCCUUGCCGGCCUUGACAAGGUCGCCAAGCGGAUCGUCGAGACGGGCACGACUAGCUUCGUGCCUACUAUCAUUACGCAGAAGGAGGAGCUGUAUGCCAAGCUCCUGCGCCUCCUCCGCCCGCGCUCGACCCCGGCCUCAGCCCACUCGCUAGGCUACCACGCCGAAGGCCCCUUCCUGCACCCCGACCGUCGCGGAGCACACAACAACGCGCUGCUGCUGACGGCGUCGGCGCGCCCGCCGAUCGAGUCGUUCAACAAGGUCUAUGGACCGGGACUGGACCAGCCCGGCGUCAAGAUGAUCACGGCCGCGCCAGACGUCGAGGGCGUGAUGGAGUGCGUGGAGAACCUCGUCGAGCGCGGCGUUACCUUCUCCAUUGGCCACUCGGACGCCAGCCUCGAGGUCGCGCAGGCGGCGGUUGACCGUGGCGCGAACAUGAUCACGCACUUGUUCAACGCCAUGCCCCCCAUCCACCACCGCGACCCCGGCGUCAUCGGCCUGCUGGGCGACCCCAUCCGCGAAGCCUACUACGGCAUCAUUGUCGACGGCCUCCACUCGCACCCCAACACUGUGCGCAUCGCGUACGGCGCCGCUCCGGAACGGUGCAUCCUGGUUACUGAUGCCCAAUGGAUCAUGGACCCCAACCUCCCCGACGGCGUGCACCACUGGCGCGAGGGCUUCUCGUUCCGGAAAGAGGGCCUGCGGGUGGUCAUCGACGGCACCAACACGCUGGCCGGCUCGGCGAUCCCGUUCGACCAGUGCGUCGCCAACCUGUCGCACUGGGCGGCGAUCACGCUGCCCCAGGCGCUCGUGUGCGCGACGCACCACCCUGCGCAGAUGCUCGGCGGCGAGGUCGGCCGUACAAAGGGCCGUCUCGAGCUGGGCAUGGACGCCGACCUCGUCGUGUUUGGCUGGGACGGCAAGGUGCGGAGUACGUGGGUCAUGGGCGACGAGGUGUACCGCGCGCCCGACGUGACGCAGGGCGACACGAUCAAGCCGCUCAAGGAGGUCAACGGCAAGGCCGAGCACUAGGCGGUGUGCAGGCUUGGCGGCUGGACGUCGGUGGAGGAGGCAUGAGUGCGCGCAUAUGGUGGCCGCGGGCCAGUGAGCACGAGGUUACGGUUAUCAGUCAGUCUUUGGGUUCAAUGCAUCGCUUCGAGA
Molecule: messenger RNA, 1456 nt
Organism: Vanrija pseudolonga
Lineage: Eukaryota; Fungi; Basidiomycota; Tremellomycetes; Trichosporonales; Trichosporonaceae
Gene: F59B2.3
Product: N-acetylglucosamine-6-phosphate deacetylase
Exons: 5
Coding region: 35-1327 (430 amino acids)
Biological process (GO): N-acetylglucosamine catabolic process
Molecular function (GO): N-acetylglucosamine-6-phosphate deacetylase activity
Source: RefSeq, a predicted model, not a curated record